AUCGAUUCCAAAAGGCACGCUCUUUCUAGUGGUCACUGUUAAGCAUUGGCUCACUAGCUCGAGCUGCCUUCUAUCAGAUGGGAUCUUCCCAUUCAAAGUCCAAGGGAUUCAAGGCAUCAACAACUGUCGAGGAACUGGCGACCGCCACUGGCAGUACCGUCAAGAAACCGAAGCGUCGCAACCAUCCACUUGAGUGGGAGGUGUUGUACUUGCGGCGAUGCUUGCUGUUCUUUAUUCCCGUUGAGCUGGUCGACCUGAUCAUCGACCACGCUCAGUAUUGGCCCCAGACCUCUUGGUUCCUAGGAUAUAAGCCUGAUUUUACGCUCCCUUUCACGAGGCAUUCAGCCGACAACAAUUCACAUUGGCUCUACGUUCAGUGUGGACCGAUUGAUUUGGAAGAAAAAGAACGAGCGAUACAGGUUCGAGAGAAGUUGUUGGCGAAGAAGAAGUGGAGUGAUUUCAAGUUUAGCAGGAAGGAGAAAGUAUCGAAUGUGGCAGCAGAAAAGGAGAAGCCAAAGGCGAUACGGAAGGUGAAGAAAGUGGUGUUUAGGAUUUGGAGCCAUGACCAAGGACGGGGUGCUCAGGAACCCCAUUUGACAGGUUACGAAGCAUCUUUCACAUGGUUCGAAGCUGCGAUAUGUCCAGGCGAAGAACUGCCAAAGGGGCCGAUGGGGUCUGUAAGGGAUCUAGACUACCCUCUUUUGGAAGACGUGGUCGACCCACUCACGCUUCCCCCAAGAAAGGCGGGUGUAUGGAAAAUCUGGCAUUUACAAAGUAAUAUUCGUGGUUCGGCAGACGAAGCCCUGCACGAAAUUGUUUGGACCGACAGGGAUGAUGAAUCCCAAACCGCUACAUCGUGGAACCCGAAAGAGACCGGUAGUGGUGCUGGCACCGGAUUCGUGCGCUCGAUUCAACCUCGAGAUGUAAUCGCCGUGGUCGCCAGAGCGAGGCCAAGAGGAUUAGUCGAACCAUUUAGUGUUUUCCCUAAGCGCCUUUUCUUUUGGGAGAGAUGA
Laccaria bicolor S238N-H82 is the source of this 1013-nucleotide messenger RNA. RefSeq lists its product as uncharacterized. NCBI's taxonomy places the organism in Eukaryota, Fungi, Basidiomycota, Agaricomycetes, Agaricales, Hydnangiaceae. The record is from RefSeq and is a predicted model, not a curated record. The transcript is spliced from 4 exons. The coding region runs from base 78 to 1013 and encodes 311 amino acids.